Molecule: messenger RNA, 576 nt
Organism: Coffea arabica (coffee)
Lineage: Eukaryota; Viridiplantae; Streptophyta; Magnoliopsida; Gentianales; Rubiaceae
Source: RefSeq, a predicted model, not a curated record
AUGGCUCUCCUCAAAGCAUCACUAUGGCAUUUGUUAGCACUUGUCUCCAUAUUGGCUCUUCACGUCAGUGCUAAGGAUGAUGGAUAUAGCUCUCCCUCACCUUCAUCUCCUCCCUAUGAGUACAAAUCACCACCAUAUAUGCACAAACCUCCUCCUUACGAGUAUAAGUCGCCACCAUAUAUGCAUGAACCACCACCCUACGAGUACAUGCCACCACCAUAUGUGUACAAACCACCUCCCUACGAGUACAUGCCACCACCAUAUGUGUACAAGCCACCGCCGUAUGUGUACAAGCCACCACCCUAUGUGUACAAACCACCGCCGUAUGUGUACAAGCCACCUCCACAUGUGUACAAACCACCUCCAUAUGUCUACAAGCCACCGCCAUAUGUCUACUCAUCACCACCACCACCACCUUACAAGUACUCCUCCCCACCACCUCCACCAUAUAAGUAUACUUCACCACCUCCCCCGCCAUACGUCUACUCUUCACCUCCACCACCACCGUAUAAGUAUACCUCACCACCACCUCCACCAUAUAAGUAUACCUCACCACCACCUCCACCAUACAAGUAA